AUGGGUGUGUUCACUUAUGAAACUGAGUUCACCUCUGUCAUCCCACCACCAAGAUUGUUCAAGGCCUUUGUUCUUGAUGCCGACAACCUCAUCCCGAAGAUUGCCCCACAAGCAAUCAAAAACUCAGAAAUUGUUCAAGGAGAUGGAGGGGUAGGAACCAUCAAGAAGAUUACCCUUGGUGAAGGAAGCCAAUACAGCUAUGUGAAGCAUCAGAUUGACAGCAUUGACAAGGAAAACUUUGUCUACAGCUACAGUUUGAUUGAAGGAGAUGCUAUCUCUGAAACCAUUGAGAAAGUCUGUUAUGAGAUUAAGUUGGUGGCAUCUGCUGACGGUGGUUCCAUCAUAAAGAACACCAGCAACUACCACACAAAGGGAGAUGUUGAGAUCAAGGAAGAGCAUGUUAAGGCUGGCAAAGAGAGAGCUUCUGGUUUGUUCAAGCUUAUUGAAAACCACCUUGUGGCCAACCCAGAUGACUACAACUAA
Prunus armeniaca (apricot) is the source of this 483-nucleotide messenger RNA. Lineage: Eukaryota; Viridiplantae; Streptophyta; Magnoliopsida; Rosales; Rosaceae. The record is from the annotation of a GenBank genome assembly.